This is a messenger RNA of Anas platyrhynchos (mallard), 3164 nucleotides long. It is a transcript of the gene MOS, whose product is annotated as MOS proto-oncogene, serine/threonine kinase. The record is from RefSeq and is a predicted model, not a curated record. Gene Ontology annotation, biological process: protein phosphorylation. Gene Ontology annotation, molecular function: protein serine/threonine kinase activity; ATP binding. NCBI's taxonomy places the organism in Eukaryota, Metazoa, Chordata, Aves, Anseriformes, Anatidae.
GUGUAAGUACACAUAAGCAGCCAAACCAGUCCCCUUGCUCCAGUCAUGUUUAAGUUACAGGUCUCUUUAAGUGCACUUUUAAAUUUAGGUUGUGGCUGCGCAGGCUAAUUAAAUGCUAGCACUCACCUUCUCAGCUGCUUCCUCUGAACAUGACUGUGAGCUGUUUAAUGGAGCUAGGUGAUCUUUAAGGUCCCCUCCAACCCAAACCAUUCAGCGAUGCUGUGAUAACACAACCUGACUGAUGAUUGUUUUUGCCUGGAGCCCAGGGGAAACACAUUCACCACUCAGUGGUUUACUUACAGCCAGGGCAUUUCGCUACAGGCAUUCAAUGGACAGAACAUCCUUCUUUUCUCUUGAGAUUAGAAAUUAUGCGAAAUACACGUGAGUUAAUAUAUUUUAGUUUAAAAUCCAUAUGUCGUGACUUUCUAGAGAUUAACUUCAGGGUCAGAGAAGAAUGUUUUCAGGUGAGCCUGAUUGGGGUUCAGCUAGCUGUGACAGAUGCAGUUCAUCUGGGGGUGGGAGGGGGAAUUGUGGAGAGGAUAAAAGAGGCUUUGGAAGGCAGUGCAGGGUUCUUUCUCUCAGGGAAGCUUUCCAGUCUUUGUCCAAGUAAUCUCCUGCUGUGCUCUGCACCGUAUUAUGCCCUCACCUAUUCCUUUUAAUCACUUUCUUCCUUUGGAGCUCUCCCCAUCUGCGGACUUGAGGCCCUGCAGCAGCCCCCUAGUUAUCCCCGGCAAAGAGGGGAAGGCCUUUUUGGGAGGAACCCCCUCGCCCAGGGUCCGCCGCUUGCCUCCGCGCCUGGCCUGGUGCUCCAUCGACUGGGACCAGCUCUGCCUCCUGCAGCCCCUGGGCUCUGGGGGCUUUGGGUCUGUCUACAAAGCCACCUACCAUGGUGCGACCGUGGCUGUGAAGCAGGUGAAGAAGAGCAGCAAAAACCGGCUGGCAUCACGGCAGAGCUUUUGGGCUGAGCUGAACGUCGCCUGGCUGCAGCACGAGAAUGUGGUGCGCGUGGUGGCUGCCAGCACGUGUGCCCCUGCCAGCCAGAACAGCCUGGGCACCAUCAUCAUGGAGUAUGUGGGCAACAUCACCCUGCACCACGUUAUUUACGGCACCGGCAAGGCGUGGAGGCAGGGGGAGGAUGAGGAAGGAGGGUGUGGCAGGAAGGCUCUGAGCAUGGAGGAGGCCGUGGGCUAUGCCUGCGACAUCGCCACGGGCCUGGCCUUCCUCCACGCGCAGGGCAUCGUGCACUUGGACCUGAAGCCUGCCAAUGUCUUCAUCACGGAGCAAGGGGUGUGCAAGAUCGGAGACUUCGGCUGCUCCCAGAAACUGGAGGACGGCUUGUCCCACAGCCCCCACGUUUCCCAGCACGGGGGCACCUACACGCACCGUGCCCCCGAGCUCCUCAAGGGCGAGAGGGUGACAGCCAAGGCGGACAUCUACUCCUUUGCCAUCACCCUCUGGCAGAUGGUCAUGCGGGAGCAGCCCUACCUGGGCGAGCGGCAGCACGUGCUCUAUGCCGUGGUGGCCUACAACCUGCGCCCUUCCCUGGCUGCUGCCGUUUUCCACGAGUUGCCCAUGGGCCAAAGGCUGAGGAGCAUUAUUAGCUGCUGCUGGAAGGCCAACGUGGAGCAGCGCCUCAGUGCUGCCCAGCUGCUGCCCAGCCUCAGGGCCCUUAAGGGGAGCCUCUAGGAAAAAACUGAAGAUGACUCUUUUUUUUAUUGGCAUCUUGUCUUUCCCUCCACCUUCCCUGCAAGCGUGAUGGGUUUAGCCCCUCUGUGAUCCAAAGACUUUGUUGCUCUUUUUAUAUUUAAAAAAAAAAAGUAAGUUUGUUAUAAGAAGAUUACAAAUAAAGACAUUUAACUAGACUUUGGGUUUUUUUAAACCAUGGAGGGGAAUAGAGAGGCAAGGAUCAAGAUAUUGGUGAAUAUGACUCUUUCCGGUUGAUCUCCGGUGCACUGCCUCAUUUAGGGGGGAAAAAAUGGGGAAUGGGACAAGCAAAAGAAAUAGUUAUUUUGAAAUAAUAAUAAUUAAAAAAAAAAAAGACUGCUUUUGGGAGGUUUUGUACCUAAUGUUUUUUGGUGUUUCCAAAUAUGAAAUAUGAAUUGUUCUUUAGACUAAUCCAGUUUUUGUACUUAAACUUUUCUUCAUAAACGAAUGCAGAGUGUCAGUGUGUGUGUUUUUUUUAUUUUUUUCCUGUUCUUAGAAGUAGUUUUGUUGUUUUUGAAUUGGAACGUGUAACCUACCCGAUCUCCCUGUUGACACAAGAGACCUUCUUGUCAUUCUAAGACUCCUGAGCGUAAGUUGAUAGACACAUUAACAACCUGUGCUUUUAUAAUCUCUCCAUGCUACCAGGUGUUUGUUGCGACUUGCUAGUUGGUAUUUUGUAAACUGCAGUAUCUGAAGUAUUACAAGAACAUCUUGUGUGGAAUAGAAAAAUCUUAGAUCUUGGAGGUAAAAUGGGAAUUAAAAAUAUAUAUGUAUGAGUUGUAAGGGAGAUACAUAGAUACAAAAAAAAAAAAAACGGAUGAGGGGAAAAAUUAUGCUCCCUUCUUAAUGGGUCAGUACCAGGUAAGAUACUGAAAGCAGUGAAAAUGAUACUUUGCCAGUGCUUGAAGUGUACAUCAUUGAACAAUUCUCUGCUCGUGACUGCACUGUUUGUCUUAUCUACUGUCUUUCCUAAUCUGGUUGUAACAUGUCUGGGAGAGGAAGUGCUCUAGGCAAUGCUAGAGACAGAGAGCUCUGAUCCUUAAUUUAUCAAAACCAAUAAUUAUAGAUCUGUCUAGAUCUCAGCCCUUGUCUGGAACUAUGAAGACCUGACUGCUGUAGCUAAUGUUGUCAUUCUGCUCAAAAACUCUACUGCUUUUUAAGACAGAGCAAGAGUGAUAUUUCGGUCAAAUGGUUUUUCUUCUUUCCCCUUCCUCCCCCUUGCUUCCAUUCUGGAAAAAAAUCCCAAAGGAAUUGAGCCAGUUUCCUGGUUUCUGACACACAUCUGUUCUCAGCCCCGUGAAAUCCUGGAAAUGAGCAACUAUGUGAAUUUGAGAUGAUUCUGUAGGUCUUUAUGGUAUUUGGGUUGUUCAUUCAUUGAAAUUAAUGUUUUAUAAAGCAUAUCUAAGCUUAACUGUUUCUUGCUCUUCUGUCCCUCUUUAGUGGAACUAUAAAAUUCCUGC